AUGGGCCUCAUGGGAGCACCGGUCCUGGCUCUGGAAGAGAGAGCAUCAUACAAGGUCGACGAGACGUGAGAAAGAGAGAUCGAUCUCCUUUUAUUCAAUGCUCCAUUGGAGCUCAUACAUCUUCUUCGUUGAUUCUGGUGAUUUCAGUUAGGGUUUAUUCGGAAAAUCAGAUUCUAGGUUUAGAGCUGGUGAUCAGGGUGUGGCAAGAUGACAAUGAAUGAGCGAAAGACAAUUGACUUGGAACAGGGAUGGGAGUUCAUGCAGAAAGGGAUUACAAAGCUGAAGAACAUUCUAGAAGGACUCCCUGAGCCACAAUUCAGCUCUGAGGACUAUAUGAUGCUCUAUACAACCAUCUAUAAUAUGUGCACUCAGAAGCCGCCUCAUGAUUACUCUCAGCAAUUAUAUGACAAGUACCGAGAGUCUUUUGAAGAGUACAUUACUUCCACAGUAUUGCCUUCUUUGAGAGAGAAGCAUGAUGAGUUCAUGCUAAGGGAGCUUGUGAAGAGGUGGUCAAAUCAUAAAGUGAUGGUCAGGUGGCUUUCUCGAUUCUUUCAUUAUCUUGAUCGCUACUUUAUUGCUCGGAGGUCACUUCCAGCACUUAACGAAGUUGGACUUGCUUGCUUUCGGGAUCUGGUUUACCAGGAGAUAAAUGGGAAAGUAAAGGAUGCUGUCAUAUCUCUGAUUGAUCAGGAGCGUGAAGGAGAGCAGAUUGUCCGAGCUUUGUUAAAGAAUGUAUUGGAUAUAUUCGUUGAAAUUGGAUUGGGUCAAAUGGAUUAUUAUGAGAAUGACUUUGAAGCAGCUAUGCUAAAAGAUACUGCUGCUUAUUAUUCUCGGAAGGCUUCAAACUGGAUCUUGGAAGAUUCCUGUCCAGAUUAUAUGUUGAAAGCUGAGGAGUGUUUGAAACGAGAGAAGGAUAGGGUUGCUCAUUACCUACAUUCUAGCAGUGAGCCAAAGUUGCUUGAGAAAGUUCAACAUGAGUUGUUGUCUGUUUAUGCGAACCAAUUGCUUGAAAAGGAGCACUCUGGAUGUCAUGCGUUGCUUAGGGAUGACAAGGUGGAGGAUUUGUCAAGGAUGUAUAGGCUCUUUUCUAAAAUACCUCGAGGGUUAGAGCCUGUAUCUAGUAUUUUUAAACAGCAUGUGACUGCCGAAGGUAUGGCCUUGGUUAAGCAGGCAGAAGAUGCAGCAAGCAAUAAGAAGGCAGACAAGAAAGAUGUUGUUGGUCUGCAGGAACAGCUUUUUGUCAGAAAAGUGAUUGAGCUUCACGACAAAUACCUGGCAUAUGUAGUUGACUGUUUCAUGAACCAUACUCUUUUCCACAAGGCACUCAAGGAGGCUUUUGAAAUCUUCUGCAAUAAGGGUGUUGGUGGAAGCUCAAGUGCGGAACUGCUGGCCACUUUUUGUGAUAAUAUUCUGAAGAAGGGUGGGAGUGAGAAAUUGAGUGAUGAAGCCAUUGAAGAAACACUUGAGAAGGUAGUAAAGUUGCUUGCUUAUAUUAGUGACAAGGAUCUGUUUGCCGAAUUUUAUAGAAAGAAGCUUGCCCGACGCUUACUUUUUGACAAGAGUGCUAAUGACGAGCAUGAGAGAAGUAUUCUUACAAAGCUGAAGCAGCAGUGUGGUGGUCAGUUCACAUCAAAGAUGGAGGGGAUGGUCACAGAUUUGACUUUGGCAAGGGAAAAUCAAGCCUACUUUGAGGAGUAUCUCAGCAAGAACCCAAAUCCAAAUCCAGGGAUUGACUUGACUGUUACUGUCCUGACUACUGGAUUUUGGCCAAGUUACAAGUCUUUUGAUCUCAAUCUCCCUGCAGAAAUGGUUAGGUGUGUUGAAGUUUUUAGAGAAUUCUAUCAAACAAAAACAAAGCACAGAAAACUUACAUGGAUAUAUUCAUUGGGUACGUGUAACAUCAAUGGAAAAUUUGAACCCAAAACCAUGGAACUCAUUGUGACAACCUACCAGGCCUCUGCUCUGCUGCUCUUUAAUGCCUCAGACAGAUUAAGUUAUCAGGAAAUCAUGACUCAGUUAAACCUGACGGAUGAUGAUGUUGUUAGACUGCUUCAUUCCCUUUCAUGUGCGAAGUAUAAGAUUCUUAACAAAGAGCCAAACACCAAAGCAAUCUCCCCGACUGAUUACUUUGAGUUUAACUCCAGGUUCACUGACAAGAUGAGAAGGAUAAAGAUUCCUCUACCUCCUGUGGAUGAGAAGAAAAAGGUAAUUGAAGAUGUUGACAAGGACAGAAGGUAUGCUAUCGAUGCUUCAAUUGUGCGUAUCAUGAAGAGUCGGAAAGUUUUGGGCCACCAACAGUUGGUUAUGGAGUGUGUUGAGCAGUUAGGCCGCAUGUUCAAGCCUGACUUCAAGGCUAUCAAGAAAAGGAUUGAAGAUCUAAUCACUAGGGACUAUCUGGAAAGGGACAAGGAGAACCCUAACCUGUUCAAGUACUUGGCAUGAUUUGGCCAGUUGACAUGACAGCCCAUUUUUAGUAUAUCGUUUUGGUGCUGGAACUAGCCCCAACAGUAGAGAAAGGUCAGAUCAUGAUGAUGGGACGGGGCUCAGUUAGAGCACAAACAAAACUGCUGUAAAUUUUGUCGCUGUUGGAUGGCCUGGUCUGCCGAUGGCGCAACACCGGGAGCUUGACAAGUCUUGUAUAUUUUUCCCUAAAAGGCAGGCGCGAACAAUAUGUUAAAAAUGCCAUGCCUGUUCUAUAUAUGGAAACAAUUGUAUUUUAUCUGUGUGUUCUAUUUAGUUUUUAGUGCACCAGCAAGGGGACCGACCAUCUGUCUAUUAGUGAAAUAUCUCUCUAUCAAUGAUGCAUGCUUGUUCUCCACGGCUUAUUUCAGUUUGCCCUGACCUGCCCUCCGCUUCCCCCUCCUGUAAACAAAGAUUGUAAUUUAUCCUGUUAAAUCUUGCUCUAGCCGGCAGUCUAACUUCUUACCUUUGUUUAGCUUGUCAUAUAUAUCCAAGGAAUACUUUGUCUUGAGCAAGUUGUGGGUUUGUGUACCAUGUUUUAGCUUUGAAUUCUUUGAUAGAUGGAUCAGAAAGAAAUGGAUGUCAUAUUCCUAUC
This is a messenger RNA of Diospyros lotus (date-plum), 3055 nucleotides long. Its product is annotated as cullin-1. Bases 208 to 2442 code for a protein of 744 amino acids. Gene Ontology annotation, molecular function: ubiquitin protein ligase binding. Gene Ontology annotation, cellular component: cullin-RING ubiquitin ligase complex. Lineage: Eukaryota; Viridiplantae; Streptophyta; Magnoliopsida; Ericales; Ebenaceae. The transcript has 20 exons. The record is from RefSeq and is a predicted model, not a curated record. Gene Ontology annotation, biological process: protein ubiquitination; ubiquitin-dependent protein catabolic process.